AUGGAGCAAGGGAACAAAACCUGGGAAUCUGAAUUUAUCCUGUUGGGCUUGUCCAACCAACGAGGCAUCCAGGAGGAUAUGUUUGUUCUCUUCCUGACCAUGUACCUGGUGACUCUGGCUGGGAAUCUGGCUAUUGUAACAGUGAUAAUAAUAGACUCACACCUGCACACACCCAUGUAUUACUUUCUGAGCCACCUGGCCUUCCUGGAUAUUUGCUACACAACCACCAUCAUCCCACAAAUGCUGGCCAGCUUCUUGGUGGAGCACAAAACUAUCUCCUUUGCAGGCUGUGUGUUGCAAAUGUUUAUUUCCCUCUUCUUGGGUGGGGUAGAGUUCAUCCUGCUGGCCGUCAUGGCAUAUGACCGAUACGUGGCCAUUUGCCAUCCACUGCGGUAUGCCAACAUUAUGAGUAAUCACCUGUGUGCUUGGAUGGCAGCAGGGUCCUGGCUCAGUGGGUCCCUGAAUGCUGUGGUACAGACUGCAUUCACCUUGCAAUUGCCUUUCUGUGGCAUCAAUGCCAUUAACCAUUUUGGAUGUGAGAUCCUAACAGUGCAGCAGCUGACCUGCCCCAACUCCUCUGUCAAUGAUGUUACCAUGCUGGUAGCUGGUGUCCUUAUCCUACUCAUCCCAUUCUUCCUGGUGAUGGUGUCCUACAUCCACAUCCUCUCUGCCAUCCUGCAGAUCCGCACUGCAGAAGGACGCCGGAAGGCCUUCUCCACUUGCACGGCACAUCUGACAGUGGUCACUUUGUGCUAUGGGACAGCCAUCUUUGCCUACUUGCGACCCAGGUCCUACUACUCACCCCAGCAAGGCAAGAUGAUUUCACUGUUCUACUGUGUGGUCACCCCUAUGCUCAACCCCCUGAUAUACAGCCUAAGGAACCAGGAGGUGAAAGGUGCUCUGAUAAAAGCAAUGGGAAGGAAGAGCCUCUUAAAUAAGCACACAAGCCAUCAUUGA
Messenger RNA from Alligator mississippiensis (American alligator), 957 nucleotides. RefSeq names its product olfactory receptor-like protein OLF3. The record is from RefSeq and is a predicted model, not a curated record. The coding region runs from base 1 to 957 and encodes 318 amino acids. Gene Ontology annotation, molecular function: olfactory receptor activity; G protein-coupled receptor activity. The transcript has a single exon. Gene Ontology annotation, cellular component: membrane. Gene Ontology annotation, biological process: G protein-coupled receptor signaling pathway. Lineage: Eukaryota; Metazoa; Chordata; Crocodylia; Alligatoridae.